AAAAUAAAUCCCAGAAAAAUAAGAAAAAUAAAAAAAAGACCACUUAAUUUGUAAAUCACUUCAACACAUUCAUUUCGUUCAUCUCCCUCGGUCCCUCCCUCCCAUCUUUCUCUCUCCGGUGACAAUAUACACCGUACCAACCACUCCUCCCAACUCCAAUCACACUUCACCAUUAAUCACGCCUCACUUCACGGCACAUAUGAUUGUUCCACAUUUCUCCUCCAAAAUCCAAUUGUAAUAUUCGCACCUCACCAAAUCUCAAAUCCAUCAACCCUGGAUCCCUCACCGGACCCGCCAUCUCAGUCCCUAAAGCCUCCUCCUCCUUCCUCCACCGGCAACGGCCAGAUCCGCUACCGAUCCCCCUCCUCCGCGGAGCUCAUCGAAACCGGCGCCACCUCUCCUUCCCACUCCGCUGACCAGCUCUUGCCUGAAAAGAUGUCUAAACGACCUGGUAAUCGUCAGUACGAUUCGUUUCCGGACAAGAUCCACCGCUACCGGAGCGUUUUGCUGGUGAUAUCCGUGCCGGUCAUGUUGAUUUUGUUUGUUUUGUUUAUAAUGCCGGGACGGGCCCCGUCAUCCGAGACUGUGAUCGAGUAUGAGAUGAAUGGACGGAAGUUCCCGCCCAAUUUGAAGUUGUCUAAGAGCUACGCUGUUAUUUUUGACGCCGGUAGUUCGGGGAGUCGUGUCCACGUGUAUUGUUUUGAUCAGAACUUGGAUCUCGUGCCUAUUGGUGAAGAUCUCGAGCUUUUUGUUCAGAUUAAACCGGGGUUGAGUGCAUAUGCAAAUGAUCCACAGCUUGCUGCGAACUCCCUUACUACACUUCUUGAUAAAGCACAAAGUGUUGUACCCCAAGAUCUACGAUCAAAGACACCAGUUAGAGUUGGGGCAACAGCAGGGUUAAGGCAAUUAGAAGGUGAUGCAUCUGAUAGAAUAUUGCAAGCGGUUAGGGAUCUUCUCCAAUAUAAAAGCUCCUUCAAGGCUGAUGGUGUUACUGUUUUGGAUGGUACUCAAGAAGGCGCAUACGAGUGGGUAACAAUAAACUAUCUAUUAGGGAGAUUGGGGAAGAAAUAUUCAAAAACUGUUGGAGUAGUUGAUCUUGGAGGUGGAUCUGUACAGAUGGCGUAUGCCAUCUCAGAGGAGGAGGCUGGAACGGCUCCAAAGUUAUCAGACGGAGAGGAUUCAUAUGUAAAGGAAAUGACUCUGAUGGGAACAAAAUAUUUCCUCUAUGUUCACAGUUACUUGCACUAUGGUUUAUUAGCAGCUCGAGCAGAAAUCUUGAAGGUUACUGACGACUCUGACAACCCAUGCAUUUUGGCGGGAUAUGAUGGAUCUUAUAAAUAUGGUGGAAAGGAUUACAAAGCAUCAGCUUCUCCCUCUGGCUCAAACCUGGAGCAAUGUAGGAGUACAGCUAUUGAAGCCCUCAGUGUUAAUGAUUCAUGCACUCACAUGAAAUGCACGUUUGGUGGAAUAUGGAAUGGUGGUGGAGGUGAUGGUCAAAAGAGUCUGUUUGUUGCUUCAUUUUUCUUUGACAGGGCUGCAGAGGCUGGUUUUAUUGAUUCUAAACAAGCUGUUGCCAAAGUUCGUCCUGCUGAUUUUGAGACCGCGGCUAAGCGAGCUUGCCAAACAAGAUUAGAGGAUGCAAAAUCCGCUUUUCCACAUGUGGAGGAGGCUAACUUGCCAUACAUUUGCAUGGAUCUUGUCUACCAGCAUACUUUGCUAGUUAUUGGAUUUGGCCUUGAUCCCUGGCUAGAUAUUACCUUGGUAAAGCAAGUUGAAUAUCGAAAUGCUCGUGUCGAAGCAGCAUGGCCGCUAGGCAGUGCCAUAGAGGCUAUAUCAUCGUAGACAUGAUCGAAUCACAUCAUCAGCUUGAUUACACAUUGAACAAUUGACGCGACAUGUGGGUCUUUUGGUGCCGGCAGAGUUCAAGCUGAAAGUAUCCACGGUCAAUAACCUCAGAAUUCACUAUCAACUUGGGUGGGGGAAUCGGAUUUUGGUUUAUAUCUUGGAUCCUGGGAAUAAUGAGAGA
This is a messenger RNA of Pistacia vera, 2026 nucleotides long. Its product is annotated as apyrase 2-like. Gene Ontology annotation, molecular function: nucleoside diphosphate phosphatase activity. Gene Ontology annotation, cellular component: membrane. The transcript is spliced from 9 exons. Gene Ontology annotation, biological process: nucleoside diphosphate catabolic process. Bases 436 to 1842 code for a protein of 468 amino acids. NCBI's taxonomy places the organism in Eukaryota, Viridiplantae, Streptophyta, Magnoliopsida, Sapindales, Anacardiaceae. The record is from RefSeq and is a predicted model, not a curated record.